UGGAACAGUUCGACGCGCACAAACGCGCUUCUUCCUGAGACAUAGAAGGAGAGAACUGCGAGCGGGAAAACGGGAAUAAAACCAAAUGGAAUAUUUCUGAAAUCUUCUGAGGGCUGCUUUGCAUUAAAUGCGGCAGAGUUUCUGUGAGAUUCGAGGAUUGAAUUUCUGGUAUCUGUUUCAGUUUAAGGAGAGGCGCUCAUUGCGCAGGAAAAAGCUGGACAAAUGCGUGUGCAAGUUGUGAUGAGUGCGCACCAGAGGGGGAAAAUGUUUUCCUGGCUGCUUCAACUCUGUGCAUUAUUUCAGUAUGCCGAGGAAACAACCUAACCUAUCGUCAAUGUGUUGAGCGCAUAUGGCAGGGUUGAAUUGAUGGACAGUACGGCGCAAGAGAGAUCAUGAAUUCAGAAUGGAUUCGACACAACUGACAACAGUUGACUACAACUCCACGGAGGGUAACAAUGUUACAAAGCCAUCCAAACCUCUCCCUCACACGGACCUGGCAGCGGCUUUUAUCAUCCUCGUCGUCACCGUCAUGGUUUUGGUCACUAUUGUUGGCAACGUUUUGGUUAUAGUAGCGGUUUUGACCAGCCGAGCUCUCCGUGCGCCACAAAACCUAUUCCUGGUGUCUCUCGCGUCGGCGGACAUCCUGGUGGCAACGCUGGUGAUCCCCUUCUCUUUAGCCAACGAGGUGAUGGGAUACUGGUACUUUGGGAGCACAUGGUGUGCUUUUUACUUGGCCUUGGAUGUCCUGUUUUGCACUUCAUCCAUCGUCCACCUGUGCGCCAUUAGUCUGGACAGGUACUGGUCGGUGACCAAAGCCGUGAGCUACAACCUAAAGAGGACACCGAAGCGCAUCAAGUCUAUGAUCGCUGUGGUGUGGGUCAUAUCGGCGGUCAUUUCCUUCCCCCCUCUGAUCAUGACCAAACAUGACGACGAGCAAGAGUGUUCGAUUAACGACGAGACUUGGUACAUUCUCUCCUCGUGCCUCGUGUCGUUUUUCGCGCCGGGAUUUAUCAUGAUCACAGUGUACUGUAAAAUAUACCGGGUUGCCAAACAGCGCUCCUCGACUGUGUUUGUUGCUCGCAACGGGCUGGAGAGGAACCCCUCGCAGUCGGAGACUUGUUUUGUUCGAAAGGAUAAGUUUGAGGUGGAGAGCCCCAGCAGCCACAGCUCGGGGAGUAACCAGCACCAGGAGGAGCUGGAUGACAUAGACUUGGAGGAGAGCUGUGCGUCGGACAGCAAGCCCAAGGGCUCUCGCUUCUCCAAGCGGGGGAAGGUGGAGGGAGCCCAGCGCUGCCCCAAACAAAACUGUCGCGUGUCUUGGGCUUCCAAUCGCCCAGGCCAAAUAAAUGAGCAGAACAACAGCAGACAGUCCGUGUCCAAAAACAAAGUAGCGCAGAUGCGAGAGAAACGCUUCACGUUUGUGCUGGCCGUGGUCAUGGGAGUUUUUGUCCUGUGCUGGUUCCCAUUCUUCUUUACCUACAGCCUUCUUGCUAUAUGCAGGGAGAAAUGCACCAUUCCCAGAGCGCUGUUCGAUGUGUUCUUUUGGAUAGGUUACUGUAACAGUUCAGUCAACCCAAUUAUAUACACAGUCUUCAAUAGAGACUUUCGGAAAGCGUUCAAGAAAAUAAUUGGUAUAAGUAAAAAGCGCACAUAAUGCCUCUCAUGUAUCUAGAUGUGUAAAAUAUUUUAUGGAAAAGUGAGUGUAUGUAACUGUUUACAUUGGUUGUGGGCGGACCAGAGAUGGGAGAUUACGUUACAUGUUAAUUUCUUAUCUGAGGAAAUAAUGUUCAAAUUAUUGUUAAAUAUUUGGAUAGGCCUAUAUGCGAUUUUUAUGAACGU
Molecule: messenger RNA, 1839 nt
Organism: Engraulis encrasicolus (European anchovy)
Lineage: Eukaryota; Metazoa; Chordata; Actinopteri; Clupeiformes; Engraulidae
Gene: adra2da
Product: adrenergic, alpha-2D-, receptor a
Exons: 1
Coding region: 404-1654 (416 amino acids)
Biological process (GO): adenylate cyclase-activating adrenergic receptor signaling pathway; platelet activation; regulation of smooth muscle contraction
Cellular component (GO): plasma membrane
Molecular function (GO): alpha2-adrenergic receptor activity; epinephrine binding
Source: RefSeq, a predicted model, not a curated record